Messenger RNA from Brassica napus (rape), 1211 nucleotides. RefSeq names its product biotin carboxyl carrier protein of acetyl-CoA carboxylase 2, chloroplastic. The transcript has 7 exons. Bases 238 to 993 code for a protein of 251 amino acids. Lineage: Eukaryota; Viridiplantae; Streptophyta; Magnoliopsida; Brassicales; Brassicaceae. Gene Ontology annotation, molecular function: acetyl-CoA carboxylase activity. Gene Ontology annotation, biological process: fatty acid biosynthetic process. The record is from RefSeq and is a predicted model, not a curated record. Gene Ontology annotation, cellular component: acetyl-CoA carboxylase complex.
AAGUAACACAUAUUAUCCAAAAAAAAAUAAGACAUACAAACACGAUGGAACUGAGGACAAGACAAAAAAAUGAGCGUUGUCUUAACAACACUUGGACAGGUUUGGUGAAGUUAUAUAGUUGAUUCGUUUCCUUCGUAAACAUCGAAAUCAGAUUCCUUUUACCCAAUUUUUUUUUUAAGCUCUCUCUCUAUUUCUCUCAUAUUUCUUCUUCCCGUUUCCUCGGUUUCAUCGUCAACAAUGGCGUCAUUGUCCGUACCUUACGCCAAGAUCUCAGCCUCAAACCGUCGGGUAGGAUCAAUUCCUGGAAUCCGACGGCAGCCACAACUCAAUGCUGUCUCCUUUCCCUCGGAUGUAUCUCAGACUCAAUCUACAACUUGGAAGUUGCGUGCGACAACCAACGAGGUUGUCUCUAACUCUACCCCAGUGACUAACGGUGGGUGCUUGAACGGGAACGUGAAGAGCAAUGUUCCUGAAUCCGCUGAACUCUCUGACUUUAUGGCUAAAGUUUCAGGUCUUCUUAAGCUUGUGGAUUCAAGAGAUAUAGUGGAACUUGAACUGAAGCAGCUUGACUGUGAGAUUGUUAUUCGGAAAAAGGAAGCUUUAGCUGCACCACCAGCUCCAGUCUAUCACUCUAUGCCUCCUCCAAUGGCAGGCUUUCCAAUGCCUCCAUCUCAACCAGUUGCUCCUCCUCCUUUUUCUCCUAGUCCCUCCUCAGCCCCUGAAACAGCAAAACCAGUAACCCCACCUUCCUCUUCACAUCCUCCACUCAAGAGUCCUAUGGCUGGUACUUUCUACAGAUCUCCUGGUCCUGGUGAACCUCCUUUUGUCAAGGUUGGAGAUAAGGUGCAGAAGGGUCAAGUUGUUUGCAUUAUUGAAGCUAUGAAACUGAUGAAUGAGAUUGAGGCUGAGAAAUCAGGAACCAUCACUGAACUACUAGCUGAAGAUGGAAAACCGGUUAGCGUUGACACGCCUCUCUUUACCAUCGUGCCUUGAAGCGUCAUUUUAGCUGGUUCAGAACAUCUUCAGAGUCUUGGUUUAGCUAAUACCGACGUGCUGAAAAUCAUUAAAGUAAUUGUUUCGGUCAUGUUGGUUUGGUUUGUUCGUUUUUUGUUUUUCCUCACCUUUUGUAUGAAUCACGUGUUCGUUUUUUGUUUUUCCUCACCUUUUGUAUGAAUCACGUGACGUAUUAAUAUUGCAUGUUUUUAGGAUAA